Messenger RNA from Triticum aestivum (bread wheat), 1063 nucleotides. RefSeq lists its product as uncharacterized. NCBI's taxonomy places the organism in Eukaryota, Viridiplantae, Streptophyta, Magnoliopsida, Poales, Poaceae. The transcript has a single exon. Bases 281 to 733 code for a protein of 150 amino acids. The record is from RefSeq and is a predicted model, not a curated record.
CCUGUUUGCGCCGCUAUAAAACCUCCAGAAAACCCGCACCACGUCGUACCCGCAUACCACCGAACCAAGAACCAGGCCUCCCGACCCCACCGUGAGCAUGCGCUUCGCGUGAACGGCGCCGCUGCUCCGCUACCACUUCGGCCCUUCUUCUUCUUCUUCCUUCUCCGACAACGCCGCCUCCUCGUGUUGUUCUUCUUCGUCUCGGAUUCUAUCUACAAGGAGCUAGCUAGCUAGCGCGAUUCACUGAUCUCUAGCUGGGGAGGGGUACAACCGUACAAGCAUGGAGCCCGGAGCUUUAGCGACGUGCGGGGCGGUGGCCUUCUCCUGGGAGCAGGAGCCGGGGGUGUCCAAGGAGAGCCCGGCGGCCGAGGCAAGGAAGCACUCCGGCGGAAGGAGUACUACGCCGGACAGCACCAAGAAGGUGGAGGCACGGACGCACCAGCUGCGCGUGCCGCCUCCUCCGGGAGGUCCUGGAGCGCCGUCUCUGUCGCCGCCGGUGAAGACGGUGAGGAGCAGGUCCAGCAGACGGGGCGUCCGGCCGGAGGAGGACCCGUUCCUCGCGGCCUACGUCGCCUGCACGGCCAGCGGCAGGAAGACCGGCCGGGGGCACACCGAGGCCCAGAAGAUGCUCGGGUGGGCCGGGCUUAGGUUUGCCCUUGGGCUUGGCCUCUCUUGCAAGACCUCUUGUGGUGUUGCCGAGGAGAGCGUCGUCAGCCUGACUAAAAAACGCUGAAAUGGAUGAUCAUCAGAUUUCCCUCAAAAAAAAAAAAGGAUGCUCAUCACAUUGGUAUUUUUGUACUAUACAAAUUUUUUUUUUGCCAUUUGGUACUACUGCUGAUGUCAUGUGGUGCAGAUCAUGUUCGUUAGUGGAUGAGAAUUACAGUAGCAACCAAAUCAGAAUCCUAGAGUUUGGAGUUUUAAAUUCAUUCACUCACAUGUUUUUUUAGUGGUAUUAGGAACUUAACUUUUAGCUAAAAAGGCGAGGACCCAUGAACAUGUGACCAACUUCUGAACUUUGGUGACAAAACUUGUCUACGAAUGCCACAGAUUACACCAAGAUACA